Messenger RNA from Ananas comosus (pineapple), 2841 nucleotides. Its product is annotated as WPP domain-associated protein-like. The transcript has 5 exons. The record is from RefSeq and is a predicted model, not a curated record. The coding region runs from base 245 to 2455 and encodes 736 amino acids. Lineage: Eukaryota; Viridiplantae; Streptophyta; Magnoliopsida; Poales; Bromeliaceae.
UCUUUCUCUCUCUCUCUCUCUCUCUUCGCCCAAAUUUUCCGAACAAUUCCCAAAUAAAGCGGAAAAAAGAAAAUAAAAAAUCCCUCUUUUCGCUUCCCCUGCUUGGGAGUGGUGUGCGGGGUAGAGAGAGAGAGAGAGAGAGAGAGAGAGAGAGAGAGGGCGCGCGAAAAAGCUAGGUUUUCGGCGGGAAAGCAACGGUCGUGGCGGGAAAUCCGAAGGGGAUCCCCCGCUCCCCACUCCUCGGAUGGAGCGGAUCCAAUCCGUCAGAGAAGGGGAUUGUGAGAACUCAAAAGAGACAGUUUCUCCUGCUUUCUAUGAAAGGUUCUUCCUUGAUGUGGAAUCUUAUUGGGCCGAUGAGGCCGCGGAGAAGGUCACCCCAAAAGAGAGAGAUUUAGCCAUGUUGAAACAAAGAUUGCAUUCUUUAAGUUUUGAUCCUUGUAUAGGAAACAGAUUAGGGUUUUCGAAAGGGGCGGCGCAGAGCCUUUUCGAUGGUAGAGUAGAUUUGAGUUGCAGCGAACAGUUAGUUAGGCUUAGAUUCGCGGUGGAGGAGCAGCUUCAAAGGGUUAAGGAUGAUAUUGAAGACUUGAAGAGCUCAAGCUCGAGAGAUAAUUUUAAUGUUAGUCGGAAGAAUUUAGGGUUGCAAAGUGUUCUUCCGAGAGCGAAAAUUGAUCGGAAGUUGGUCGAAAUCGACGGAAAAGUUGACGGGCUAAAGGCAUUGCUAGAUUUCGGUUUUGAUCAAAUUAGCGACAUGUUCGACUUGGUGAAAAUUUCGGUUUGCGAACUUCAAUGGGAGCAUGAGUUGCAAAAAGAAGUCGGUGGUGUCGUGAUUCAGAACUAUGUUAGGGGCCUUCAAGACGAGUUUGAAACUCGGUUAUACGAACAAAGAGGUCUUAUAAACAGUUUGAAUUUGUAUCGGGAGGAAAAGGUCAGCGAACUUACUUCGAUGCGCGAAGAACUCGAUGCUGUUUAUAAGUCGCCGAUGAAGUUAGAAGAAUUUAUUAUUCACUCCAAUAAUACCCAGGAGUGUUUUGAAGAUGUGAGUAUUACAAAAUGGAGAGAUCGCCUUUUGCUGCCUCUUCAUGACGAAAAUGGAAAUGGAACUCCUUUGAUAGAGAAGUCCGCGAGUGCUAGAGAAGUUGUGUUGGACUAUGCCGAUCUUCCCAUUUUGAAGCACAUGAAAAAGGAAGAAGUGGCAAUUUACUUUAGAACGGAAAUGACCAAGGUGAGGCGACAGCAUGAAUUGGCUUUGCAAGAGAAGACGGAAGAGUUGUUCAGAGUCAAGCGAGAGUUCCUCAAGGAGAAGCGCUUAUUGUUUUUCAGGAAAGAUAAAGAGAUUGAAUUCCUAAGGAAGGUAAUUUCUGAUGUCGUCUCAAAGCUAGAUGAGAUUCUCUUGAAGAAACUAAAUGCGCCUGUAAACAGCAAUGAUAAUGAUGAAGUAUGUAGAUUGAAGGGAAAAAUUGAUUCCCUAGUUUUUGAUAAUCAGUGCCUUCGAGGUUCGCUUGCAGAUAAGAGAAAGGAGGUCAAGCACUUACUGUCUCAGGUUUCAGAUGCAGCAAGAAAAAUGUCAAUUUACUCAUUAUCGGAAGCGAAACUUCGGAAACAAAUCAAGAAAUUAAAAGGGGAUUUGGAAGACCAACAGAUUGAAGUUAGCAUUAGAGAUGACUUGCACCAAGUUUUCUUAAGAGAACUUAUUGAUGAUUGCAGAAGCAAUAUAGAGGAUCUAAAGAUUCAGAGUGAUGUUCGACAAGCGGAAUUUGACCUACUCCACCAUGAAAUUAAUAAACUGAGCGAUGAAGUGGAAAAGCAAGAGAUACAAAUAGGUGAUCUGAGGACUGAAUCAGACUUGUGGAAGAGGAGGUUUGAUGAGAGUUUGCAGCAAAUUCGUAAAUAUGAGGCAGAGGUUGAUACGCUAAACCAAAAGUUAAACAGUGCUUCGAAUGCUUUGGAGGACAAGAAGAAGGACAACUGCAUACUUAGUACUAUUAUAGAGGAGAACGAAAAGGCAUUAUUAUCAUCUGUAACAAGGGAAAAAGAUCAAGAAAAGCGGUUGAAAUCCAUAGUUAUGCUCAUCAGGGAGUUGUCAAAAGUAUGUACAGAUGCAGAAAACAAAAUGGUAGAGAAAGUUCAAAGAUUUGAAGAUAGGUUGGAAAAUCUAAGCCAUCAGUGCAAUUCAGUAGUGGAACAGGCUAAUUUACUAAAUAAGAAAGGACUGUGGUACAAAGAAAUGCUUGAAAUCAGAUGUUCCGACCUCCAAAAGGCUGAAGCUGAGGUUAAUUUGUUGGGGGACAAGGUUGAUACUCUCUCGAGUCUUCUUGAAAAGAUACAUAUUGCGCUCGGUCAUUACCCUACAUUAUCUCAACACUAUCCAGGGUUACUGGACAGUUUCGUGAGGACUUGUAAACUCGUUACGAGUUUGAAAAGCAAUCAGAAGAAAGAAAGAAAGGAUACAAAGUAAACUUCAGAUCUCGAAAACAAUCUCUCUGCGUGCGCGCGAACAAAGUUGCACAUAUUUGAUCUUCCACAGAAUCUGGGCGAAUAAAACGUAGCUAGAUAUUGUUUCAUAGUUAUAUUAGUAUCAGCUAUAUUCAAAUUUUGCGUAGGGUGGGGAUUCCUUUUGUUAAAUUAUUGCCUAAUAAGUGAGGGGCUUUUUUUUUUUUGUGAGGGGGUUGAUAAUUUUUUGUUUUAUUUGUAUUUUUAUGUAUAGGAAAAUUUAGAUUUGGGUUAAAUAUUGUAAAAUAGCACGAUUUUGGGUGCCUGUUCUGUUAUUUAGUACAUUGUAAAAAGUUAGCAGAGAUUUUCAGAGCAAUGUUUGAUUGAAUCUUGUGAGAUUUUAAUUUCAAA